AUGCUUUUCGCCCAGCUUGCCAUUGCGGCUCUCUCCUUGCCUGCCACCUUGGCUAGUGCUAUUCCCACCUCCCUUUCUCUUCCUCGACACAUGAUUACUGCCAAGGAUGAGGUCAUACCAGCCACUGAAGCUGAUCCUGAAUGGGUUGAGAAGCUGCGCAACCAUCCCACGGUUGAUGUGCCGAAACUAAAUCUCAUCGAGGGUAACGAGCCCAACAUUAUACCUACCUCCCCUGAGGAAGACCUCUUCGCCACAACUUCGAGAAACGAGCCGGGUUUGGUCUUGGAAAAACUGGAGAAGCGCAUCCCAGUCCGAUUCUGGUCUGAUGUCCCAGUCAACACGUGCUGGAACAUUGAUUACCUCUCCCAAGCUGAGAAAGAAGCGUAUUGGACAGACGUCCGUGCAUUGAUCAACCUUCUGCGCGCCAAUGGACGGUCCAAUUGGGAUUUAGCUCCACAGACGUAUCGUGAAUACCCGAUGACCAACCUUUUGUUGACCGUCCGCAACCAGAGCAGGUGCUGGCAACGUGGAGCCUUUUCGGAUGACAUGGCCAUGAUUGUUGAGGCAAUCUACAGACAUUGUACUGGAAUGGGUGCUGGCUGGACUGCCUACACGUACAGAAACUCAUUGAACGACCGAACUACCACUGUUGAUGACUUCAUUCUAAUAAUUCGCCCUCGACGGACUACAGUUCCUGGAUAUACUGCAAGUUGCAUCUAG
This is a messenger RNA of Fusarium sp. VM40, 720 nucleotides long. The record is from the annotation of a GenBank genome assembly. NCBI's taxonomy places the organism in Eukaryota, Fungi, Ascomycota, Sordariomycetes, Hypocreales, Nectriaceae.